Messenger RNA from Stomoxys calcitrans (stable fly), 900 nucleotides. RefSeq names its product chymotrypsin-1. Lineage: Eukaryota; Metazoa; Arthropoda; Insecta; Diptera; Muscidae. The coding region runs from base 29 to 892 and encodes 287 amino acids. Gene Ontology annotation, biological process: proteolysis. The record is from RefSeq and is a predicted model, not a curated record. Gene Ontology annotation, molecular function: serine-type endopeptidase activity. The transcript has a single exon.
CGCUGUGGAAGAGAAAAGUUUCGAAAUCAUGAAAAUCGCAUUCAUUGCCCUCGUGGUCUUGCUCGGAGUAUCCGCCAGCAGAGCUGUGCGUCUGGUGGACACACCCAGCAACCAGAAGGGUGGAGCUCAGGGACGCGUGGUGGGAGGUGAAGUGGCCGAAGUGGGUUUUGCCAAAUAUCAAAUUUCCCUGCAGGGCAUGUAUGGUGGCCACAUGUGUGGUGGAGCCAUUAUUGCCGAACGUUGGGUCGUGACCGCAGCCCAUUGUGUGGAUGGCUUCAACCCCUCGUACCUACGUGUCAUUAGUGGCACCAAUGUCUACUUUAAACCUGGUGCCACCCACGAGGUUCAAGAAUUUUGGAUGCACUGCAACUAUGAUAAUCCUGUGUAUCACAAUGACAUUGCCAUAUUGCUACUCACCGAACCAAUUGUCUUCAACGAGCUGACUCAGCCAAUUCCUUUGGCAGUGACUCCUCUGCAAGAUGAUGAUGACGUGAUUCUAACUGGCUGGGGUGAUAACGUGCUGUGGGGUGGAACUCCGGACAAUUUGCACAAACUUAAUACGAAAUUUAUGAGCUACAAGAAAUGCAAUGAAACUUAUGUUGGUGCCUCAAUGUUGGAUGUUGGUCAUAUCUGCACCUUCACUCAAGUAGGCGAAGGUUCUUGCCAUGGCGAUUCCGGUGGUCCCUUGGUCAGUGAUGGCUACUUGGUAGGCUUGGUUAACUGGGGCAUGCCUUGUGCCGCUGGCUAUCCGGAUGCUUAUGCCAACGUUUACUACUAUCGUGAUUGGAUACGCAAGAUAAUGAGUGAAAAUUGCCGUUCCUGCCAGUGUAGUGCCAGUAAUUAUCGAAUGGCCAAAAAUAUGAGAAAUGUGGCUAAUGCACAUAAGAUGUAGAGAUUUUG